AUGGCUUCGCGCAGCAACAACGGAUGGCUCGGCGACGAUUGGGAGGGGGAUCUCACCGAGCGAUUUGACCUUGUGCAUCAGAUCCGACACGCAAUGUUGAAUCAUGAGGACAUCAAAGACGAGAUUGACAAGAUCGAGAUUUUCCAGAGGAAGGAGGUUUGGGCACACUUGCUCGUCCUGAGCUUGCCGCGUCUCCGAAGCUUCUUGGCGGAGGUGCAGGGCCCCGGCGGCGACGACCUGAUCUACAAUCUCAGUCGUGAUUUCAAAGAUAUGGACACCCUCAUUCUGCUUUUUCGAGGCCCGAAGGAAGAAUGGAUCAAGAGCGGUAACAUCUUAAGGAGCAAUGCUGAGAAACUCGCGUUGGCCGAGAGAGAUCUCGGAAUUUGCGUUUUUACGCUCCAACGACUAGGACAGAAAUGCCAUAUCCUCCCAUUCUGGACACUCAACCGACCGCGCUGUUCCCAGGCACUUGAUGCUGCAGCCAAAGUAUUCGGGAAAGAACGAAUCAAAAUGCUUCGCAAGAAGCUCGUCAAUCCCGUGACGAACAUCGUUGAUACAUCUAGAAACAUGAUCACGUUGCACCCUAUGCUGCACAAGUUUUGGGACGAAGGAAUUUUUGGUUUAGAGCCCGUCGCUCUCUUGUACGAAGAGGAUAGGAAGGGAGAACCCGUCAUUGCGGGUCCUUCGACUCUCUCUAAGGCCGCGGUCGAGACAUACAACGAGGAAAGCGGCGAGCCGGGGUCUUCGAUGUCUACGAGAUCUGGUACCAAGAGAGUGGGAGACAGUCCCCAGAUCACCACUUUCAAGAAGUCCAGAAGGAACAACGAGGACAAGGGCAAGGGCAAGAAGAAGGAGGUAGAGCAGUCGCAGGAUAUAGAAGCUACGGAGGAGGUUGAUGAGGCUGAGAGGGAGCCAGUCGGUCUUCGUGUUCGAUACCACUGGUUACCCGAAACGAAGGGCUUACAACCAGACACUCUUCCAAAAAACAUGGCCGAGGUAAGGCAGUUUUGGAACUCGUGGAAUGAUGAUAGCGUUGUACACGCCAAGGAUGCCCUACCCAUCGAUGACGGCCAGGAGGUCGACAUCUUCGAUACACCAAACGCCAAAGCCCCCGAUUUCGACAUUAUGCAGUUGCAGUUCGACAUUUUCCGGAUGCAGGCGUUGGCCGGCAGGGCAGACCCGAUCACCUAUGUUCCCGAUUGGUACUACGACCAGGAUGGGAAGAUUGUCUACGCCCCCAUUCCGGGAAAAGAAGAGGCUGUCCGGGCACUUGCGGCGAGGGAGGCGAGGGAGAUUCAAGAGGCUCAGGAAGCAAUGCAGGCUUAG
Molecule: messenger RNA, 1326 nt
Organism: Colletotrichum godetiae
Lineage: Eukaryota; Fungi; Ascomycota; Sordariomycetes; Glomerellales; Glomerellaceae
Exons: 3
Coding region: 1-1326 (441 amino acids)
Source: RefSeq, a predicted model, not a curated record